AUGGAGAAAAAUGCAAUUCUUCUCCUAAUUCUUCAGGUAACCCUACUUUUCACGUGAAAAAACUUCAUUUUAAAGUUUUCAGCUUCUCCUAAUCAAUAUUUUCCUUAAUUGCGCCUCGAAAAAGGAUAAAAAUAAAGGAAAUAAGGGAAAGAACAAGAACAAGAGGAAAGAGGAAGAGUCAGGCGACGAGACACAGGAAGAGGAAGAGGAGGAGACUGAGACAAGUUCAGAGAGACGCAGACGAAAAAGGAAGGAGAGGAAAAAGAAGAAGGGAUCGAAAUCAAAGUCAAAAUCGAAAUCACAUUCAAAAGAGGCUACGGGAACACCGGAGAAAAAAGUUGAGCUAACUCCAUUUGCAAAUCCUCAAGCACCGCCUCCAGAACCAAAAGCGCCAGCAGUUGGUGGAGUAAUCGCAGAAACUUACGACCCUAAUUAUCAAACCUUGGCUGGCCUUAACAAUGACCAGGUCUUCGGGAAAGCUGCGGGUCCCGAAGUUCCACCAGCACCAAAAGCACCAGCUGUUGGUGGAGCCAAAGCCGGCACUUAUGAUCCCAAUUAUCAAACAUUGGCUGGUUUGAACAAUGCGGAAAUUUUCAAGGAGAAAAAACCAGCUGCUCCGGUGUUUCCGACUGCGGCUGCGGUUGCAGCGCCCGCUGGAAAUCCGAAUGGGAAACCGAAAGCUCCGGAGAAUCGAGCUGCCAAAGCGGCGACUUUUGACCCGAAUUAUCAGACAUUGGCUGGAUUGAAUAAUGCGGAUAUUUUCAAGAAAUAA
Messenger RNA from Caenorhabditis angaria, 772 nucleotides. NCBI's taxonomy places the organism in Eukaryota, Metazoa, Nematoda, Chromadorea, Rhabditida, Rhabditidae. The record is from the annotation of a GenBank genome assembly.